UGUGUGUGUGUGUGGACAGAAUGCGCUCCGUGUUGUUAUUCGGGUCUGUGCUGGUCCUGUCCACCGUCUCCCUCUACACUCUGUCCUGUUACCUCCCACCUGUACCGCGGGGGGGCAGGCAGGGCCGCGGGGGGGCGGGGGAGGGGCGGUCUGCAGGAGGAGGAGGAGGAGGAGAGGGGGAGAUGAUCAGUUUGAAGUUCCCGUCUGAUCUGCAGGAGUUAAAACAGAUGACGGCGCUGUUACGCUUUUAUAAAAUGCAGAACAGCGGCUUCGUCCUGCUCUUGUUCUCCAGCGCUUAUCUCUACAAACAGGCUUUCGCCAUCCCGGGGUCAUCACUACUGAACAUCCUGGCGGGGGCGCUGUUUGGACCCUGGCUGGGACUGGUGCUGUGCUGUGUCCUCACCACCGUAGGAGCCUCCAUGUGCUUCCUGCUCUCUCACUUCUUCGGAAAGCAGCACAUCAUACGCAUGUUUCCCGACAGAGUCGCCCAGCUACAGAGAAAGGUGGAGGAGAACCGCAGCAGUUUGUUCUUCUUCCUGUUGUUCCUGCGUUUGUUCCCCAUGAGUCCAAACUGGUUCCUCAACAUGAGUUCUCCGAUCUUCAACAUCCCGCUCUCACACUUCUCACUCUCCGUUCUCAUCGGUCUGAUGCCGUAUAACCUGGUGUGUGUACAGACGGGCGUGGUCCUGUCUGAUCUGACGUCUCUGGAUGACGUGCUGUCCUGGAGCGUGGUGCUGAAGCUGCUGCUCAUCGCCUGUGCUGCCCUGCUGCCCUCUGCCCUCAUCCGUCGCUAUGGAAACACACACACACAUACAGCGUACACGCACCCAGAACACAAAGAUCGCUGAUGCACUUAACCUGUGUGUGUGUGUGUGUGUGUGUGUGUGUGUACGGGAGGUGCUAUAUUACAUCAUUACAUUAUAAAUUUACACAGAUCAGCCGUAACGUUACAGCACAGAACAUUUAAGCCCAUUAGUGUGUGUGUUCCCCUAGUGCCCCUCAGGGUGUGGCUCUGCAGGGGCCUCUGGCGGGGCCCGGGGU
Clarias gariepinus (North African catfish) is the source of this 1041-nucleotide messenger RNA. RefSeq names its product transmembrane protein 41A-A-like. The coding region runs from base 21 to 848 and encodes 275 amino acids. The record is from RefSeq and is a predicted model, not a curated record. NCBI's taxonomy places the organism in Eukaryota, Metazoa, Chordata, Actinopteri, Siluriformes, Clariidae. The transcript has 5 exons.